Messenger RNA from Motacilla alba alba, 8113 nucleotides. RefSeq names its product RAB GTPase activating protein 1 like (gene RABGAP1L). The transcript has 7 exons. The record is from RefSeq and is a predicted model, not a curated record. The coding region runs from base 4161 to 4925 and encodes 254 amino acids. Lineage: Eukaryota; Metazoa; Chordata; Aves; Passeriformes; Motacillidae.
UGUAGGUAACUCUCCUGCUGUUGCACUUUUACGGGAGAUCUUCAUGAGCCGCAGAAACAAAGGGUGAUUCAGCUACAGACACAGAAAGGAGAAAACACACAUUGUUCUAGUGCAAGCUGUGUGCAGUGGCAUCCACAGAGACUUUGGAAGAUGAACUCUUCCUUGGCUGAUACGAUCCUUAUUAUUCAUUCCUGUUUAUACCAAGCUUCAGUAAUUUUUUGUUAAGAUAAUACCUGUUAUGGUGGGACCCAGAGCUCUUCUGGGGUCCUGAGCUACUACUGCAAUAGAGUUAAUAGUGAUGGAUAUUCCUUUUUAAAGGAGCAGAGAAAUAAGGUUCAGUUGUUAAUAUGAUAGCUUGAUAGUUCACUGAAAAAGAACAGUUCUUCAAUUUCAGGUCAGCUUUGCUUAUCUUUACAACGUAUUUGCUUCCAUUGUCACAGCUACGUUCUGUUGCCAUAGAUUUUGUGUGCUGGAAGCUCUGCCUCUGGGCACAGACUUAACUGAGAGUUUGGGAUCUUGUUAUUCCUCACUCUGGUUUGAACAAUUCAGUUUGCUCCAGGUGAAGCUGCCAGGGGUGAAGCACUUUACUGCCCGCUGCCCAGGAUAGCUGGGAACUGACAUUUCUUACAUAUCCCUGUACUGUUUGCCCGCUGCUCUUCAUUGUGCCUUAAUAUGUUAGUGCCACUGUGGUUGUUGUGGGGUCUUCCAGGGGUGUGGAGGGGUGAAUAAUCACACAGAGUGCAACAGGCCUGACGUGGCCUGUGAGCAUGAGAAAAGUGCACCACGUUCAGAAAACCAGAGUAUGGAGAUCUGUGGUGAGAGAGUGUGCCUUAAUUCAUAAAUGUGACAAAGGAAACUUACAGGUACGAAGUCAAAUUGACUCUUUUUUUUCUUUUUUUUUUUUUUUUUUUUGGAAAAGCAUUUGUCUGUGAGAAAAUUAUAUUUUAAGUGUAGGUUUUUUGCUGUCAAAGGGUGGUUUUGCUGUCAAAUAUUGUUUAUGAGACUUAGGAGUGCUGUAGCUGCUGAGAACCAAUGGCAAGUAUGACCUGCUUGGAAAAAACCACGACUGGCUGCUGAUUAACUCUUAAGUAUUUUCCUAGUGGUUCACUUAUACUGUGGAAUUAAAAUAAUGCUUAGGAAACGAUGAAGAGUUCUUUAAAGCUCAGUGGAAGCAUAUUAACUAGUUAAUCCUGGUCAAUGCACUGUGAAGAACAUUAUCCCAAGCUGCAAAUGAGGAUAUAGGAAGUGACUCUUGGGCCACUGCUGAUGUGAGUCACUGUCACAGUCAAGAUCACAGCCCAGGGUUUUGGCUUGUGCUUCUGAAAUUCACUGUGGAUUUUUUUAUUAAGCUGUGUGGGGUCUGAUCCUCUUGAGGAUGCUGUCAUUAGAGAGUCCCUGUAAUAGGUUAAUUGCACAUUAACUUCAAAGUCUGGACAUGUUUUUUAGUUGAUGGGUGUCAUGGAAAAAUGCUUGUAAAUGUUCUUUGUUCCUUGUCUUGCUUGUUAGAUUUUAUUGAUAUGUGAAGUUGAGGUUUUGUAGGAACUGACAUUUCAGGAGUGUUUCCAAAGGGCAGCAAGAAAAUGUCAUUGUGUGGAUCCUCCCAGGCAGCACGUGGAGAGCCAGCCUUGCUUUUUGCUUGUCCUUUAGGAGAGCACUCUGCAGCCUGCAUGGUCAGAGAGGCUUUUCAUUUGGGCAGCACCUGUGCAGGGCUGCCAGCAGCCAGGCUUGGCUUGGGAAAGGACAAAAGCCAGCCUUGCCUACAAGCACGGCGCUGCUGUCAGCUCCUGCUCUGUGGGCUGCGCCCCACAGCCCUACAACCUUGUCAUUUUUACAGUUUCUCUUCCUAAACAAAGUGAGGUUUUUGCUGCCUAGGAAGGGGAUGUUUCUUGGAUGGGAUCACUGGAGCAGAGAUCCCUGCAGAAUGUUCCUCAUAUGGGUCAUGAAGGAAAAGAGCUUUAAAUCAGUUGAUAGUUUUUAGCUAUAAUUUUUAGAGCUGUUGUUCCCAGCAGGAAUUUGUCAGGCGCACGGAGCCACGGGCUGUGGUGAGCUGCGGUGACGAAGGAUGUCUGAGUGAGGCACCUCCCUGUGACACAGCCCUCAGAGGAAGGCCCUGAUGGCCUCCUGAGACACAGGGAGAUGGGCUGGUUGUGCAGUGUCUGGCCCAGGAACCAGCUGUGUUUGCCCGACAGGUUAAAUUCACGCGCUCCCAUGAGCCGCGUUAAACGCGCAGCAGUUCCUGCCCAGCACGUAUUUCACAUGUUGUGAUUUGAUUUACCAGAAGAACAGUGUUAAAGAGUGCCAUUAUUUUUGCUGUUUGUUUCGUUCUGUAUUUACAAGUAUUAUUUAGGAAAAGUGCAAGUUUUCCUGGACAUGUUUUCACUUUAUUUUCCAUUGUUUAUAAUAAAUUACCGCUUUUUUGUCAGAUUUUUAAAAGGUGCAAAAGUGAAAUAUGUUCUAAAUUGUUGUUUGUCACCAAAUUUUGUAACUUUUAGUUAAAUUACAAAUUCCCUAUAGAAGCUAGGAAGAAAAGCGAGUCAUAUGUGUAGAAAAAAUAGUAAUAGAUUUCAGGUUGAUGUUUUUCUAAAUAUUAUGGAGUUUUAUUUCUGUGUUUGGGAAUGCCUCAUGUAACAAGGUUUGGGUUGACUUGAUGAGAAAAUUCCAGAAGUGAGCCUGGGAACUGAUUUAAAAUAAAGAGGAUGUAGUUGUACAAAGAAGGGCUGGAGUUGUGCAAGCAGAUGCUGCUGUUCUGUUCCACCUUUUCCUCUGUCGACCUCCUUGUGCAAUGGAGAAGUUGUGUGAAUAAAUGUGUAAUUUGGACAUAAUAGCCUUCUCUCUAACAGCCUUCUCUGUGUUUUGAAGGGGAAGCAAAAAUGAAUAUAUUCACAUUUUUAUUCAGUCAGGGCAACUGAAUGUUAACCAUGUGGAAAAUUGUGACGACUUUUGCUGUGGGACAUGGUUGUUUCUUUCAAAAUUGUGCUGGGGCACUUUGGGGAAUGCUUCUCCAGAGUCACCGAACAGAAAACACAACUGCCUCCAGGAGCCUCUGUGUUGCUUACCUUGAGAGGCUUUCCUGGAUUGCUUGCUGUAAAAGCCUUUUGGGUUUCUAGAUGGAGGCUCACAGGAUUUUCCUUUGGAGCUCCUCCAAUAUGAAGAGCCCUUUCCAUUGGAUUUAUGAAGACCUCAGUUUGCUCACAUCCAGAAAGUGAAUUGUAAUCAGUGUUUUCAUUCCAUCAUGGGGGAGCUGUUCACACUCAGAGGUCUGGGGUUUGGAUGUCUUGAUUUAACCCAGCCAGCAACUCAGGCAGCUGCUUGCUCACUCCACCACAAGGACGGGGGAGAGAAUCCCCAGAGUAAUAGUGACAAAACUCGUGGGCUGAGAUGAAGACAGUUCAGUAGAUGAAGCUGAACAAGGAACUCGGCCACCCCUUCCCACGGGCAGGUAGUUGUUUAGCCAUCUCCAGGAGAGCAGGGCUCCCUCACACAUAACUGACUUGAGAAGACAAAUGCCAUCCCUCCGAGGUCCCCCCUGCUUUCUCCUUCUCCCUGCUUUACACACUCAGCAUGGUGCCAGUGGGCUGGACUGUCCCUUGGGGUAGGUUGGGAUCAGCUGUGCCUCCUCCCAGCUCACUGUGUACCCCCAGCCCCCUCGCUGGUGAGGAGCUGCAAGGAGCAGAAAAGGCCUUGGCUCUGUGCAAGCCCUGCUCUGCAAUAACCCAGCUAUCUCUGUCCUAUCAACACCUUUUCCAGCACAAACCCAAAAUGUACUAACCACCAUGAGGAAAACUGACCCUGCCCCAGCCAAAGGCAGCACAGGGCGUUGCUGAACAGAAAAUAGAAUUGCUUAACGAGGUUGGUGACUCAUUACACCCCAGAUGAGUACAGCACAGAGAGGAUGCAUCACGGCCACUAAUCUCCUCAGGAACUGCUCCUCGGUGCAGCCUGGAAGGGAGCAGAGGGUGGAGUUCAGCCUUUCAGUCAUCCUGAACUGAGGCUUGCCUCCUUGCUUUCAAGUUUGUCAUCUUCUUUCCACCCAGUGUGUGAUGGAAGCGGGAGUAUCUCUCUCUAAAACUCAUAACAAAAAACCCAAUGAAGAAUAAGCAACUUUUUAUUUUUUUGUAUUAGAAAUUUCUUUAUAUCCUGUUUUCACUGUCUUUACACCAAUGGUUGAAAGCAGUAUUUGGUCUGUGACUUUACAGGAGAGGGAAAACCGCAGGCUCCAAGAAGCAAGCAUGAGGCUGGAGCAGGAGAACGAUGACCUUGCCCACGAGCUUGUAACCAGCAAAAUUGCCUUACGGAAUGACCUGGACCAGGCUGAAGACAAAGCAGAUGUUUUGAACAAGGAACUUCUCCUGACCAAACAGAAGCUGGUGGAGACUGAGGAAGAGAAAAGGAAGCAGGAAGAGGAAACUGCUCAGCUGAAGGAAGUCUUCAGGAAGCAGCUGGAGAAGGCAGAAUCUGAGAUCAAGAAAACCACAGCCAUUAUUGCAGAGUAUAAACAGAUUUGUUCCCAGCUGAGUACCAGGCUGGAGAAACAGCAAGCGGCCAGUAAGGAUGAACUGGAAGUUGUGAAGGGUAAAGUGAUGGCCUGCAAACACUGCAGUGAGAUUUUCAGCAAGGAGGGGGCACUGAAGGUGCCUGCUGUAAGCACGGACAACAAAGGCAUCGAAACAGAUGAUGAGAAGGAUGCACUGAAGAAGCAGCUGAGAGAGAUGGAGCUGGAGCUUGCACAGACCAAACUGCAGCUUGUGGAAGCCAAGUGCAAAAUUCAGGAGCUGGAGCACCAGAGAGGAGCCCUUAUGAAUGAAAUCCAAGCUGCCAAAAACUCUUGGUUUAGCAAAACCCUGAACUCUAUCAAAACGGCCACAGGCACGCAGGCACCGCCGCAGCCGCAGCCGCCCGUGCCUCCCAGAGAGGGCAGCACAUAGUUCAGCCACGGCCGGCUCAAGAGCACAAAGAACAACUCAGCUGAAACCCUGGGGGAUUCUUCCUGUGGUCUCUCCUCCUGGGCAAAGGACAAUGAGGCAGGAGUGCAGGCUUGAAGUGAAAUUCUUCAGUGUUUUUCAUUCGUUUUCUGAUGUGACCCUUCUCAAAGGGGAAAAAAAAAAGUCCUGGUUUAUGUUGAAUUCCUACUUCCCAUACUGCCUUGCUGAAAGCCACGUUCUGAUACCUUCAUACUUUUACACUUUAUUUUAUAUGACUAGAUGUUAAAUAAAUAUUUCAAAACUAGGUCUUUAAUACACAUCUAAUUUGAAAUUAUUAUUGUCUUGCAUAGAAGGUUUUUCUUCUUCUGGAGGAAGAGAGAGAAUGGAAAAUGUACAGUACUGCAGCAUAAUCUCUCCCUAGAAAGCACAGUGUAAGACCUUGAGGAUAACCUAGGCCCUGGGACCAUCUCAGAAGUUUAUCACAGCAGCUGCAUCCUGCAGAGAAGCACUUUUUGUAAAGCUUAGGCCAUGGCAAAGAUAGGCUUGUGCUCUCCUGGCACAAUUGCUAUGAGCUUCCCUUACAACUUCUUCGUUUGGAUUGCUUUCUCUUCAGAAAUACACUUAGUGCAGUUUUUGUAACACUCUCGUUUAAAGGCUAUUUACAGCCCAACUGGAAUUUAACAUAAAGUUCCCUAGUUCCCUUUUUUUAAUUCAUGUUUAUAUUUUAAGAAUUCCAAGGAAUAAUGCCUUCCACUGGGAUAAAGGGAGAACCGUUUUGACACUUAUUUGAUGUUUUUGCUGAGAAGCAGAGUGGAGACCUUGCAUGGUUUUGACCUUUUGUAAAUCCUGUGCAAUAAAGGGUAGGUUUUAUGAAUAAAAGUAAUGAAAACCCUGCCCUGGGUCUAUAUUCAGAUUCCAAAUUUGACACAGAAAUGAGGUAUCAGAUAAAACACCCAAGAGGCUUGCGCUGCACUGAUGAAUAAAAUACCACAGAAACAAGAUCUGUUUGCUAGAAGUGAUUGGUUAGGAAACACUUUGUUGGUAUUACUUAUUUUUAUAAAAACAAGCAUUUUCAAGUGGAAUACAAGCCCUAGACUUUCCUGUGGGGGUAGACUUCUCUGAUGAUUCCCAAACCUGUCUGGUGGUUUUAUAUCUCUUAAGGUAAGAAAGUUCAAAAGCAUUUGUUUUGACUAAACAUAAAGUGUUCAUAGAAAUACUUAUUUCAUGGAAAAUUAAACUAUUGCUUGAACUGAUGGAAUAUUUUUUUAAUUAUAUACGUGUCAUGUCUGAAGAUGGUCUUGCAGGUAAAUGUCAUUGCUGGACUGAAUGUUGUGUAUUAAUUGUUUCAUUUACAAGAUUUUUCCAGGGACACUAGUUCUGUUUUGAUCUCUUUUUUUUAAUUCUAAGGAAUGCCAUACGUUGUCAGUUUUGUACAAUAAAAUUUAAUAAUACCCAUCUUGUGCUUUGUUGUCAAGCAUAAUUGUGAAUUAUUUUCAACAGGGUAGUACAAAUUUAAUGUUACCAGUGCCAAAGGAAAAAUUCCAAAAGGCAGUCAGUGAUAGAAGUAGAGAUCAAAAUAUAAUCACCAUCCUGACACAAUUCUCUCUUCUAAGAAUAAGGAGUUAAAAACUUUAAUAUUUUAAAAUGUACCUUCAAGAACAGUGAUUAUCUGGAAUUAUUAAUACAGUGAGGAACAAAAGGGGGGAAAACAGAAGGUAUUUCUUUUGCAAAUGUUAUCAAAGGUCUUUUUCCCUUGUCACUGUCUUGCUCAUAAUAUUUGCAUAAAUGUUUCCAUUCUCUCGACUGACUAAACCCAGUGUUAGUCAUUCACUUACCAGUUCUGCUUCACAUUCGGAACAUGAAUCUGAAUUCAUAAUAAAUCUGAAGUGACAUUUAAGGAUACCUGGUGAACAUCUGAUUGGUGCAUUUGAGAGUACUGUGUCCGUGAGGGAAACUGGUUAUUUGACAAGUGUCUGAAUUUCUCGUUUCAUUUAUCUUAAAUCAUACUUACAAGUGGAUUUAAAACCGUGAUUGGAAAAUUGCAGUAAGAAUGAGUGAAGAAAUGUGUUAGGCUGUGAUUCCCUGAGCAGAUGAGUUAAGAGCUCACUCCUGCUCCCCCCUCCAGCCCCGCAUUGUACAGUCCUGUCCCUUGUCCUUGUUGUAGUAUGUGCUGGAGAUAAUUAAAAACAACAACAAAAGAAGAUGUGGGUGGAUUUAUCCCCCUGCAGUUCAUCUUUUGUCAAGUGAAUGAGUUAAAUCACCUCAAAGGUCCAAUGAGCAGAUCGUGGGAGUGGGACUCUCCAAAUUCAUCAAAAAGGAACUGGUAAAUAAGGUCACCACGUUUCACAGAAUGAACCUUGACACAACAUUCAUCUCCAGAGUGUAGAUGCUUUCUGACUUUGGAAGUUGAGUUUCAGGAGCAAAACCACAUUUGCUCCCUGCUGGCCGUGAUGAUUUCAAACCCUUUUAAGGAUGGAAGCUGGCUUACCUCACUUCUGAAAGGAAGUUUCAGAAAGCAGUGACCCUGAAGGCAGUAAACAAGUUCCACCUCCCAGCUGUAGAUCCACAGUAGCAUUUGUAGCAACGGUAUCUGGAAGAGCAAUAUUGAGGUGGAAACUGCAUCUUCUCAGCAUUACUGAGAGAGUAAGAAAAUAGCUCCGUGGCAUUAUCUUGAUCAAUAUUCAGAAUGAAGGAAAGGAGCAGGACUCCAUGAUUAAACCAGUCCAGCUAAAAUUCUGUCUACUGACUGUAGAUGCUAUUGGGAAAUUUAGUUUCCUGCAAGAAAAGAGAUCUCUGUGUGACAGAACUACCUACACACAUAUCCUUGGUGGAUUUGUCAGGGAUAGCUGGCUUAUUGCUCAGCUUUUCAGCAGGAAACAUCAUCAAGGUCUCACUGUUGUUUCCAUGUGGCACUGGAACAGCUAACACAGCUCCUAAGUCUGGAGUGAUCAACCCUUUUUCCCUGAGUCUGUAGUAAACUAUGUGUUCAGAUCAAACUUUUAUUAAAAUUAAUUUGAAUUUUAUAAAUAUAUAUGUGGAACUAAAACCUAUUUUUAAAUUUUAUUAAGAAUGCACCAUUCUGAAAUAAAGUCUUUACUUUGAUUAGGAACAAACCUCCAAAGAAUAUUUUUACUACAACUUUUAUCUUGUUGGACUAUAAUCUCUUCCUGAGAUGCCCAAUAUGGGGGGGG